This is a messenger RNA of Danio aesculapii, 2234 nucleotides long. RefSeq names its product copine family member IX (gene cpne9). Bases 230 to 1897 code for a protein of 555 amino acids. Gene Ontology annotation, molecular function: calcium-dependent phospholipid binding. NCBI's taxonomy places the organism in Eukaryota, Metazoa, Chordata, Actinopteri, Cypriniformes, Danionidae. Gene Ontology annotation, biological process: cellular response to calcium ion. Gene Ontology annotation, cellular component: plasma membrane. The transcript is spliced from 20 exons. The record is from RefSeq and is a predicted model, not a curated record.
ACCUGCCGAUCAAGCGCGCGCAUCGCUCGCGGCCGCGCGCUCUCCUCAGGUGCGCGAGGGUCAGACACUCAAGCCGACUGAUGAUGAUGUUCGCUCCGUCUGAAUUGUAAGGACAGACACAUUUCUGCGGCGGUUUGCUGUGUUAUUUUACACCUGUGACGCUCGAGACGAGUCAGACCCAGAUUUUGGAGUGAUUUGAAGACUUAUCUCAAACUCCCGAGGAGCUGCAAUGGCAUCGAUCGGGGAGUUUGAUCCGUUAAACAGUAGCGUGCCUGCCACCAAAAUAGAGAUCACAGUCUCGUGCAGGAGUCUGCUGGAUGUGGAUACAUUCUCAAGGUCAGCGCCAGUUGUUGUGUUGUACGUUCAAGGGAUUGGUACAAAAGAGUGGAGAGAGUUUGGCCGGACAGAAGUGAUCGACAACACUCUGAACCCGGACUUUGUGAGGAAGUUUGUCUUGGAUUACUUCUUUGAAGAGAAGCAGAACCUCCGGUUUGAUGUAUACAAUGUGGACUCCAGAAGCUCAAACAUCUCCAAAAAUUCCUUCCUCGGCCAGACUUUCUGCACUCUCGGAGAGAUUAUUGGGUCCUCUGGGUCAAGACUGGAGCGGGUGCUCUCGGGCAUUCCUGGGAAGAAAUGCGGGAACAUUAUCUUCACAGCCGAGGAACUCAGCAAUUGCCGGGACAUUGCAACCAUGCAGCUGUGCGCUAACAAGCUGGAUAAGAAGGAUUUCUUUGGGAAGUCUGAUCCCUUUCUGGUGUUUUACCGCAGCAAUGAAGAUGGCACGUUCACUAUCUGUCACAAAACAGAAGUGAUAAAGAAUACUUUGAACCCCGCGUGGCAGCCCUUCACCAUCCCGGUGCGAGCGCUCUGUAAUGGAGACUAUGACAGAACGGUGAAGGUUGAUGUUUACGACUGGGACAGAGACGGAAGUCAUGAUUUCAUCGGGGAGUUUACCACCAGCUACAGAGAGCUGUCUCGCGGACAGAGCCAGUUCAAUGUUUAUGAGGUCCUGAAUCCUAAGAAGAAAGGCAGGAAAAAGAAAUAUGUCAACUCUGGCACGGUAACACUUUUGUCCUUCAAAGUGGAAUCGGAGUACACCUUUGUGGACUUCAUUCGGGGCGGAACGCAGCUCAACUUCACUGUAGCCAUAGACUUCACCGCCUCUAAUGGAAACCCAUCCCAGCCAACGUCGCUCCACUACAUGAACCCGUAUCAGCUGAACGCGUACGCUAUGGCCCUCAAAGCCGUGGGGGAAAUCAUCCAGGAUUAUGACAGUGACAAACUCUUCCCUGCCUACGGCUUUGGAGCCAAACUCCCUCCUGAUGGCAAGAUCUCUCAUGCUUUUCCCCUGAACUCGGACUGUGAAAAUGCAAACUGUGUCGGCAUUGAAGGUGUGCUGGAGGCAUAUUACGACUGUCUGCGGAAAGUGCAGCUCUACGGCCCCACCAACUUUGCCCCUGUCAUCAACCAGGUGGCCCAGUGCGCUUCAGAAGUGACAGAUGGCUCUCAGUAUUUUGUGUUGCUGAUCAUCACAGACGGUGUGAUUUCUGAUAUGGUGCAGACUAGAGAAGCUGUGGUCACCGCGGCAUCUCUGCCGAUGUCCAUCAUCAUUGUGGGAGUCGGGCCUGCUGAAUUUGACGCUAUGGAGGAGCUGGAUGGAGACGAGGUCAGGGUGUCCUCCAGGGGACGAGUCGCUGAAAGAGACAUCGUCCAGUUUGUGCCGUUCCGGGACUACAUUGACCGAUCUGGGAAUCAGGUGCUCAGCAUGGCCCGUCUGGCUAAAGACGUCCUGGCCGAGAUUCCUGACCAGCUGCUGUCCUUUAUGAAGACCAGAGGCAUCGAACCCAGACCAGCCCUCAAUCCCUCCCCGACACCACAGAUAAACGUCCACCUCUGAUCCCGGAACGGCUUUAUCCACUGCGACACUGCACAUUUUUACUUUCCACAUCGGUUAGCAGUAGCACAUGAUGUAGUUACAGUAAUAAUCGACUGAAAUCAGGAACACGUUAAUGUAAGUGUGUGUGGUGUUACAUUUUAUAAUCAGCCAGUGAUCAUUACAAACACACAACAGUUUGAGCUCGCCUUAGUGGAAAAAUAGGGUGAAAAUACUAGAAAAGAAAUGCCUGGGUUAUAAUUUCUGCACAAAUCUAAAGACGAGUUGAAUUAUAAAGUAUACAUCAAAUAAGUUUUAAUGGAGAUUUGUUGCUUUGAGAUAUUUUUUCACAAUCUUAAUU